ACCUCGCAGCCUUCUCGGAACCGGUACGUUGCGCGCUUCUACGCUAAAAUCGCCUACAUCUCCUCUCCUUUUUUCCUCUCCCUUUUUUUUUUCAUUCACGUCCUCUGGUUUGGCCAGACGGGACGGGGAGCCUGGUUCUUUUGGUAGUGUUUGGAUGCAUUACGCGGGUGGCGGGGAAAGUGGCAUUUCUAGCGCCGUGCCCUGAUUCCAUUUAUUUAUUUAUUUUUAAUCUCCCUUUUAUUUAUUAGUUAUUAUUUAUUUUCUUUCUUUUGCCUUGUGUCAUUACGUCUAUUGUCUUUUUUUUUUCCUUUUCGCAUCUUACAUGUCUGCCACUACUACUGCUUUCCUUUCACGUACUUUUCCCCCCCUGCUGGCCGUUGCCAUUCUCAACCCAUCAGCCAAGCAAAAUUAACAGACAUCGGCCCAACGCUUUUCGUUGUCGUCGUCGUCCUCAUUCACCUCCCUUUCUCUCGUUCCUAGUUCUGACGCAUCGAUUUUAGCCUACGCCCAACAUGACCACCGUCGAGAGCACCGACCCCAAGGUCGAGGGUACCAAGCCCACAGAGGUCGCCGAGACGAAGCCUGUUACCUCGGCACCGGUCUUCUCUAUGUUUGGUGGUGGCGCAAAGAAGGAGAAGAAGGAAGACGAGGACCGCGGAGACAACUCUGGCAGUGCCAAGGCCCAGCGCGAGGCCGCUGCCGCCGCGAAGGGCGACGACGAGGAGGAUGUUCCCGAGUCGGAAGACGUCCACUUCGAACCUGUCCAUAAGCUCACCGAAAAGAUCAAGACCGUGACGCACGAGGAGUCCGAGGAGGAGAUCUUCAACAUGCGGUGCAAGAUGUUCCGAUUCACCCAGGACGCCGACGGCAAAGGAGAGUGGAAGGAGCGCGGGACCGGCCCCCUCCGCCUGUUGAAGCACAAGGAGAACGGGAAGAUCCGCUUGGUCAUGCGACGAGAUAAGACCCUCAAGGUCUGCGCCAACCACUACAUCACCCCGGACAUGACGAUCGCCCCCAUGUCCACGAGCGACCGAGCAUGGCUCUGGAACGUGGGCGCCGACGUCAGCGAGGGUGAACCCGAGGCCAUCACCGUCUCGAUUCGCGUUGCCAACUCUGAGAAUGCCCAACAGUUCAAGGAGGCCUGGCUCAACGCCCAGAAGGCGAACGCAAUUCUUUUUGAGCAGGCCAAGCACGACGAGGCCUCGGGUGAAGAGGCGAAGACGGAGGAAAAGAAGGAGGAGCCUGGUACUACUGCCUCGUCGUAAGGUUGACGGUAUGCGGUCGGCCGGUAGCAUCUAGACCUCGGCCCACGGCCGUGUUAUAGGGUGCAUAAUCAACACACCUCUACUUCAUUACGCCUGUAGUCAUGUCGAACGACAACUGUGUUGCGGAUGGCUGGGUAAGACGGGCUUGUCUCAGGUCGGGCAUGUUUGAUGGAGCAAGCCUGUGGUAGCAGAGGACGCUGUUAAUGGUAAGGAAAUAGUGAGGCAGAGAGAAAGAGAGAAAGUGGGAGAGAGAAGUAAGAACAGAGACGGAGAGAGAGAGAGGAGGAGGAAUGGCGAGGAAGAGAGGGAAGAUAUUAUUAGAUUAGGUUAGUGGGAGCCGUUGAGCAUCAACCCUGACCACCCCCCCCCCCCCCCCC
This is a messenger RNA of Durotheca rogersii, 1642 nucleotides long. RefSeq lists its product as uncharacterized. Bases 513 to 1265 code for a protein of 250 amino acids. The record is from RefSeq and is a predicted model, not a curated record. Gene Ontology annotation, cellular component: nuclear pore; cytoplasm. Gene Ontology annotation, biological process: nucleocytoplasmic transport. The transcript has 4 exons. Gene Ontology annotation, molecular function: GTPase activator activity. Lineage: Eukaryota; Fungi; Ascomycota; Sordariomycetes; Xylariales; Xylariaceae.